Molecule: messenger RNA, 1852 nt
Organism: Seriola dumerili (greater amberjack)
Lineage: Eukaryota; Metazoa; Chordata; Actinopteri; Carangiformes; Carangidae
Gene: prrt2
Product: tumor suppressor candidate 5 homolog
Exons: 4
Coding region: 652-1332 (226 amino acids)
Cellular component (GO): membrane
Source: RefSeq, a predicted model, not a curated record
CCAAAUGUCCUCUACCCUGAACUGUCUCCAGCCAUAAAUCAACAUCCCUGGGAGUAUUUUAUCGUCUGCUUCCGGUUUGAAAACCUAAUUGGGCUCAUUUUUGAAUUCCUGUCCUCUGCAAGGCGGAGACAGGAGGACAUCCUUUUUUCCACCGACUCCGUGAUGCUGCAUCAGUGGAUAAAUAUUCAGUGUUCUGGGGUGAGCAGAGGAUGCCGUCCUCCAGCCUUCCCUCCACUCCCCCCCUCCUUCUCCCACAGCACGUAGUCUGGUUGAUUUCACUUUUCAUUUCACACACCCCUCCUCUCUGAUCCACCCUGCCAUCCAGGAGACUCCCCAUCCAUCCCAGCACACUGCGCUGGACUAAGACGCUACACCAGCUCUGCCGCACUCCAGCUUUCGCAUAUAACAACAACAAAAAAAAAACUCAGAUUUUUUGGACAAACGGUGCAUGUUCGCAAAUACGCUGUGGAUGUAGAGGAGAUGUUCGGUCGCGACUGAUGCUGUUAUUUUUCACCUGGGAUUAACGUUACCACGAUGCCAAAGCCAGGGACGCCCUGACUGUUGAGAUUGGCGCUGGAUUAAAAAAAAGGUGUCACAAACAGGCAGCACACACAGGACUGGACCACAAACAGGCUUCAUUUUGCGGUCAGCAUGGCUGUGAACAUGAUGCCAGCUCCUGCCAUUUGGCCAGGAGAGGAACAACCAUCGCUGCUGGACCAGGAAGACUCUCUGGCGAGCCAAGCCUCCGUCUCUGUGCCAUGCCCACCGGUAAUAGGUGAACAUCUCAUCCAUAGCUGCGGCAGCCCGGCCAGCACACGGCCCCCCCGCAGCAAAUCCAAAGGAGAGCUAGUCAUAGUCAUCAACGAGAAACUGAAGAACAGUAACGGGAUACACUCGGCGCCUGCAGAGAGCACCUCUCCAGUCAUCUCCUCUCCUCCACGAAGACAACACUCCAUCUCUUACCCUCAUCACGGCAAGACCAGGAAGGGGAGCCGGGCUAGCUCCAUAGGCUACACUGCUUUUUCGCCCAGGCCAUCGCUUUCUCGCCAUUCCAGCAUCGCCACCAACCCACCCUUGGACCGGACCAAGGUUAAAGACUACCUCCUCUUGUCCGUGCUGGCCUGCUUCUGCCCCGUCUGGCCCAUAAACAUUGUGGGAUUUGUCUACUCCAUCAUGUCCAAGAACAGUCUUGAACAGGGAAACCUGGAUGGUGCUGUGCGUCUGGGACGUGUGGCCAAGAUGCUCUCCAUGGUAUCACUAGUAGGAGGGACGGUCAUUAUCAUCGCCUGCAUUGUCAACCUGGCCAGUGAGUGUCCCAAAUCUGACCUUUAAACCUUAACCUCACCUUUUUACCCUCUGUGUAGUUGUGCACAGCGGAUUCUUCCCCCUGAACUCCUCUUUUCUUUGCCUGUGAAUAUUGAAUUGAUGGUUAAGGGUUCGUAGCAAUAGCCCUGCUACCACUGAUCCUCCUGGCCUAAAAACCUGCUGCUGUCACUGUUGAUCCCAUCACAAUACAAUAUUUAGCUCUGUUAGCACAAUCUGACUGUAAUCACUGACAUUGUUACCAUCCAUGUUUGCACAAUAUUGCACUAGUUGGAAAGUCUUUAUACACUGCGGCACUUUAGCCUUUAAGAACUAUGUCAACGUUACACAAACAUCAGAACAUAUUAUUCAUAUUUGCAUCAGAGACUCAAAUCUACAUUUUAUUACAUAUUUCUCCAUAUUUGCACGGGUGGCCUCCAGCUGUAACCGACUGCAUGCCUCAGACUGCUGUGUGUGUAUCUGUAGAGUGAUAUGUGUAGUCUGUUGUCUGUUGUUCGCCUUGCCCCGUUUGCUUGUACAAAAUGUGAAG